Amoebophrya sp. A120 is the source of this 6754-nucleotide messenger RNA. Lineage: Eukaryota; Dinophyceae; Syndiniales; Amoebophryaceae. The record is from the annotation of a GenBank genome assembly.
AUGCAGAACGCAUUAGACCGCGCGUCGCCGCUCGUCGGCCCGGCGGAGCUGGAGAGGCGGCGGAAGAUUCGGGUAGACAUCGAGGAACUGCUGAACCAGUGGAUCCGCUCGCCCAACGUAACGGGCAACGUGAACGCGCCGCGGGGGAAAGUGAUGACCAUUGGGUCGUCGACCCUGGAACUGAUGACGGAAGAGUCGGAUAUCGACCUGGUGUGCUUCCUUCCCUAUCUCGGACCGCACCAACACUUGCAGAUAAACGGGCCGGACCCGGUACUAAUGUGAUUGAUGAAAAUCAAAAUUAUACAUGAAAGGUGACCAGGUGAGUGUUAAUAGUGAUAGUGAUACUACCCGUCGCGAAUUUCGCAAAAAUAAUGAUAAAACCUUUCUGUAGUUGAACUUGAAACCAAAUCCAAAGCCAAACGACCACUCGCGACAUUGAAAAAAUAAACAGACCACCGGGGAAUUGAACCGGUCCCCUUUACGCGAGAUGUGGCUGGAGGACUUUGGCAAGAUGCUGCAAAAGCACGAGGAGGUGAAGGAUUUUGUCAAGCUGGACUCCACCGCGAACGCAACGCUGUGUUGCCGGUUCCGCGGCGUGGAUUUGGACAUUUUACUCUGCUGCUUACCCAACUUGAACAACCCACGGGGGAUUCCAGAAGACUUUCUGGAAUUGAACGAAUCCGAGUCCAAUUUUUAUUAACUGCAAAUAUAUCUGGGUCUGGAAACUUGUGAUGCAAGGAACGGAAUAGUGAGCACACAGUAAUGAGCUGCCUAGCAUGACAAGUUUUUCCGCGGUUCUGAGUUGCGCACUUCGCAUGAGAAACUGCAUUUUUGCAUGAGAGAUAAGAGGAGCUUUCGCGGCCACGAAAUACAGAUUUCAGAGUCAUACCAGACUAGCAUGACAAAUAUCGCAAUCUUCUAGACCCAGACACUUUUGCAAUGCAUAAUUUUACCACCUUCACGAACGACGACGUCCUGGCGGACCUGGACGAGCCGAGUCAACGGUCCGUAAACGGGGUGCGGGUCGCGCGCUUACUGUUGACCGACAGGUCCUUGGUGUCCGAUGUGACGUUGUUCAAGAAGGUGCUCAGGUUCGUAAAAGCCUGGGCCAAAGCCCGGGGCAUUUACAACAACAUCAGCGGCUAUUUCGGCGGAAUCACCUGGGCCCUCUGCGUCGCGAAGGUAUAGUACGUAGUCUAGUUUUGGUGACAGACAACUGUACGUAUGUAUUUGUUUAUUUCGCAUCAUGACCACAUGAAGCAUGCACGACACUUUGCGCACGGGUGCUGCUGGCCCUGCUGCUAUAAAUACAUAGAAUUUUGAUUUUCAUACACCACAGGCCAUGAUGGAACGGCCCCUGAUAAAAGACCCGGAGCAGAUGGUGAUGGCCUUUUUCGAAUUCUUCUCGGAAUUCGAGUGGCAAGAAAAGGACGUCACACUUCGGGUCCACAGUGAGCCUUCUUGUCAGGACAUAACGCUGAAACAGCGAGCGACCAGCGACAAUGUGUGGCGACCAAGAGCCGAAGGGGAAGUGAAGCUAGACGUCAUGAGCGUGGUACUAUAUUUUUUGCAGCCCCUUCAUCUAAACAGAAGCAAAUGCAAACCUGCUAAAGUAUCCUUAUCCCGGCCGCCGUGCUGCGCUCUACGUCUACAUGUACAGCAGAAGCAGCGCUCAACUAGAUGAUAAAUGAAGAAGACCACCUCAAGAAAAAAAGCAUACUUUAUCUUUAUCAACGGCAUGGAUGGUCGCAGCGCUUAUUUCGACUUGAUUCGCAACCGCAAAGAAAUUCUACUACUUUACCAGGUGACCCCGUGCUAUCCGCCGAUAUCCCACGAAAAAAUUGUUUCACUGUGAUGAUUUUGCAAGAACCGCAUCACAAGUUUGCUCCACAUGACACAGAAAAUUUGCCAUGCGCGUUCCCCAAGAGGGAAUACCCUUGAAAAUCCAACGCCUUGUAGGUGUAGCAAGACAAAUAGUUCUGUGGUCCAUUGUCUGCAUCACAAGUUCACAGUGAAACAGUUUUUUCUUGCGAUAGCCGAUGAAUAGUUGCCACAACGCGAACGGAGAAACUUUGCUCACCAUCGAUGAGUAUGCAUUGCAAAAGUAUCGUACUCGUAUAAAUGCAUUACAAAUUUCCUCAGCGUGAGAAAUAAGGUUAAGGUUUGUAAUGCGGAUUUGACUUGACAAGAAAAUUUGUAAUGCAUGAUUGCAAUACGAGUGCGAUACUUCUGCAAUGCAUAAUGAGCAGUUUUUCCGGUCAGCGGGGCUCGUGAAGAGAAUACGGGAAACGGAAAUAAGCAGUGCUGGGGGUGCAGCAGAGCAGAGUCAGACCGCAACGGACAAAAUUUGGGACGAGUUUUUCGAACCCUAUCCCUUCUUCACGGCGUACCACCACUACGUAAGAAUAUCCGUGGAUACCUUGGAGGACAAUAGGGAAAAAUUUUGCCGCCUGAAAGGUAUUCUUUCAUUUAUACAACUUGAACUUCCGCCGGAGAGGACUCUGGGAUUUAGUAGUUACUUACUUGCACCCUUUAGAAAUAGUACCCACGACCUUUGUGGUCAACGUCAACGUCAUCUGUUGGUGGUAUAACUUGUUUGUUUUGGUUCUCGUAGUAGUACCUACAGCCUGUGCCUGUCCUUGAUCAUGCCGUCCACGAAGGAUCGUUCCGUCGUAGUCUUGUUUCGUCUUUACGAAUGUGAUGUGAAAAAUACGACCCAGGUUCCGUGGAGGCAAAGCUGAAAUCGCUCGUGGAAAAGCUGAAAUCGCUCGUUUUUUCUUCUGAAGGUCACGCCUUCAGAAGGUUUUUUUUGACCUUCAGAAGAAAAAAAUGGAAAAUGAGCAAAAAAACCUUCAGAAGGUGAAAAGUGACCGUUUUGAAAUCUUCUGAAGGUUAAAAAGCUUCAGAAGGUCGCAUUUUUUUGACCUUCAGAAGACUUCCCGACUUUCUCGACAAAAGAAAGCUGCAAAGUGUCGCGAUUUUGGCCAACCUUCAGAAGACUGAAAACCUUCAGAAGGUUUUUCAAAUCUUUCUCCAAUGCGGCAACUUUAUGCUUGCGCUUUUUCGUAUUCUUCAGAAGCUUCGACCUUCUGGAGGUCAUCUUCUGUAGCUUCUUCUGAAGACUCAAAAGCUUCUGAAGAGUCUGCAGCUAGUCUGCUAAAACGUCAAACAUUCCGACAAGCGCUGGCGCGCGCUGUCUUCCUGCUCGCCUACAAGGCGCUGCUGCUGUUUGUGUCGCCCUGGGUCUGUGCUGCUUUCUGCAUCUGAAAGGCAUUUUUUCGCCUGUGGUAAAUGCCCUGCCCUGGACGAGAAGUCGGAUUUUCUUUUUCUCUUUUUUGCUUCAUGUUGGCAUUUAAGUGACUGCUGCCUGGAGCUUGGUUAGUGAGACAGGGCGCGGACGACGUCCACUAUGACUACCUGUUCCCGUUUUCACUAACCAUGCAGAAAGCACCUGCAGACAAUAGCUUCAAAUUUGGCCCAGCAGCAAUUCAAAUCAGCCUUACCCCGCGACGCAGUCGCGGGGAGUGGUUCUUACUUACUUCCACCCUUUAGAAAUAGUACUCCAUUUGUGAUUUCACACUUCAAACCACUAGAUUUAGGUCAUAUUUGGGUACAACUUUUUUGUUUUACUUCUCGGAUUUGUACAGCCUGUCCUUGAUGAUCUUGAUGCCGUCCACGAAGGCCGUUCCUCAGUGCGGCCGUGGUAUUGUUUCGCUCUCGUCUUUACGUCGAACCAUGUGAAAUAAAGAUACAUUUAUUCCAAUAAAAAAAAGAAUUACGCCUGACCCAGGUUCCGUGGAGGCGAAGUUGAAAUCGCUCGUGGAAAAGCUGGCCGCGUACCACGAGGACUACAUGCGCGCCCACCUGUAUGGAACUGUCAGGAUUGAAAUUGACAAAGUUGAAAAAUUUGUGAUGCAUAAAAUCGAUACCAUUUGGAAGCCCAAUUUAUUCUAAGCGGUGCAUGACAAAUUUCGGCACCGUCGAAAUCCAGUUUGUCAUGCUGUUUAGCGAAAGAAGGCAUCCCUUGUCAUGCUACUUUAGCAGCUCUAUCAGAAACCCAAAACAGGCUCACAAUCGGCCUCACUUGCAAUCCCUGCAAGACAGUCACUUCGUGCCUUGCAGUCUAUGCAUCACAGACUACUUCAGCUUUGUCGAUUUCAACAAUCCUGACGCAUCCAUAACCUGUAUCCGCACAAUGUGGCGGACCCGCGCGCCAACGAGGCCACCUGGUUCAUCGGGAUCGAGUUCGAGCAGGGCACGAGCGGGCAGCAUCUGGACAUCCGGCACCCCGUCGCGGAGUGGGUCAAUACCGUCGCCUUUGAGUCCAGACGGGACGGCAGGAUACACAUCGCACUGCACGUGCAAGAGGAAACGACAAAAUUUAGGUAUACUUUACAACAGAUAAAGGUGUACGUGAUGAAAAAUCAUACACAAAUCAAAAAGAAAAAGUACUAUCUAGAUACGCUUCCGUGGCUAGAAGUUGUAUUUGUCUGCAUAUAUCAAAGACCACAUUCGAUUUUUUGGUGGAUCAUCCACUUCUACAUCACAAGUAUACAACAACUUCCCAGGCGAAAGUCCGGCGAAGGCCCGGCAAUAGCGAAGCCGAACCUGAGUCCCUCCAGCUCUUCCAAAGACGGCAGCAGCACGGCCCAACCCACGCUGUCAGCCAGGUCAAAUAGCGCAGCAGCAGCAGCUGCUGCUGCAAACGGGGGCCCACCAGGAGGUCCUGGACCACAGUUGCAGCAAGGUGGGAGCAGUAGCAGCAGUAGUAGUGCUGCUGGACGAGGAGGUGGACCUCCUUCUUCACAUCAAGCGACGUCGCAGAGUAAUUAUACUUCUGUCGCAAACGGAACAGCAACAGCCACCUCUGCAGGAACUACUACCGCUGGCUCUACCACUUCUAGCACAGGACUACAACAAGCUGGAGGUGGUAAAAAUUAUAUGAGAAAGAACAGCGACAAUUUUCUAGUGGACGCCAACGGCUUCAGUCUGGUACCACAACAGGGUGCUGGUACAGCUACUAGCGCGGGGAUAGGAACUUCUGGGUCAAUACCUCCUCCGGGAGGAGCCGCAGGAGGAAAUAGUACAAAAAUAACGAGGACCACCAUGAAUAAUUCCACCGCAUCAACAUCAAAAGGAAGCGCACCUCCCAUUAAUUCCGGAGCUGGCGGUACCACAAUACUAACUUCAACUACGUCCGGCGAGCCGCCACCGGGUGGAAGUUCUACUACUUCCAAAGGGUCAACGGCUCCUGGAGCCAUGAAAAUAAACGGUGCCGGUAUUAUUUCAACUAGCGGGAAAGGAGGAAAGCCUCCUGCGGGAGCUCCACACGGAAUAGUGUUGAAUGCUGCUUCGAACGGCACAACAUCGACCUCGAAGUCGAACGGCACCACAGCAGCAUCUAACUCUAGUGCCGCCCCGGUCAAGAUACUCGCCACCUCUGGGCCGCCCGGCGCUGGUGGUCUCUCGAGUUCUGGUGACGUAUCCCACUGAAAAAUAAAGCAGGCUGCAGGGCAUUCAUUUGUACUGCAAAAACAUAUUAUAAAGGUAAUUUUGAUUCAACUAACACACGGAACUGCCUGCAUUACCAUUAGUAUUGCAUUCCCUACGCAUAAUUGUUCCCUAGGUACUUGCUCCCCAAGUACACUGUGGGUUCGCGUUCGCCCAUGGCAGAAAAAUUUUCUAUGUAUUCAUAUUGGCAUGUGGCAAAGAUGCCCCGCCGGCUUUUUUCUGUGUGAUAUGACGCGGAUGGUACCUCCCAAAUGAAACCGCCUUUGGGGAACCCGCUGCUCAUGAAGCGCGCUGGGAGUGAGCAGGAAAUAGACCCGGAAACGGCGAAAAAACGACCUAAAUGAGGAGGAGCUGGAGCUGUUGUCAGCAUGGUAGGGGGAGAGUUUUUCGUUGAAUUUUAAAGAUUAAGCAAAAAACUAGGUUUCGCCGUUCUAUAGUUCAUUUCUUGUCCCGGAAAAAUCUUGUAGAGCUUGUUUGUUGAGUUGACAGUUUUUGAGCAAAAAUCAGAACCAAAUCUUGUUCAAUUGUUAUUUAGCACAUAGUAUAGCGAAUAAGUGUACUAUUCUAGCGACACUUCUAACUUUUCAACAAUGACAUUGUCCCUAGGCCGUUUGAGAUGAAAUUAUAGGUCGCUACGUGUACAACGAGACCGAGAGUACUCCAAUCUUUUCCCGCACCUCCCCAGUCUACUUUCUCCGCACGAUAGUGCGACCGCUUGGAAUACCCCCUGCGUCGCCUGUAGGAGCCUCUACUGGCGAAGUGUAGUACCUUCGUAGAGGAUGGCGUCCUCCUCUUUUACCUGGUUAUCCAGCACUUUUACCUGAAAUAUAUCCUAAGAAUAAGUAUGUACCCACCUCCAACGCACGACUUUUUUCUACCCAUACCCGUCAUGGAAGCAGGACAUACAGAGAAAGAACCGGCAAAAUAUUCUUCACCGUUCAACAAGUGCCUUCCGACCCAGUAACGACGAUGUCUGAGGUAUGAACGACAACUGCCCUCAGAGCGACCUACUCACUUAGGGAAAAGAAAAUCGCAAAACUUUGAGCAGCCGGCCACAAGAAUAUUAUAUAUAUCUUCAAUCGUAGCUUUUAUCAAGUUUAGUAUCACAAUACAACGACCGGAAGUUGUAAGGUGGUCGGUCGUUCGUAUAUACCACAACUGGUGUAGGUGAUGACAAUUUGCUAAAAUAGAUCAAAAAAAAAAGUCGCAGCUUUUACUUGAGUCCAAAAAUCUAAGUCGACGU